AGCAGAACAAGCUGAAAAAACAAGCAACAAAAUAUUAGCACCAUAAAGUUGACAUGUUAGCAAACAUGUUAGCCUAUUUACAAAGAGCAACAAGGUCAAGGUGUUCCUUUUUACUCUGGUCUCUACCAACUCCUGAAAAAACUUCCUGGCUCUGUGGGUUUGGUACUGAAUGCUUCAAUGUGCUAACUUUGUCUGCGCUUUGGUAAGCAGGUAGUUUACUGGGGGUAUGUCAGAGCUUUCUUGCAGAAAACAGCUGCCUACUGCUGCUGCAGGUUGAUUAAAGUUGAGUUUGAAGGCCUGAAAACCACACACCUCUGGGGUUGUAGUUUAUCUUCCAGCCAGCAGGCGGAGACGUUCAUCUUUAAUGAACAAGCUGGCGACAUAAUCAAAAUGGCGAUGCCUGGACCAGGAAGAUCAGCCAGUGGAGUUCUAUCAUCUGUAACUUUCCAGCUGCUGCUGAACCUGACAACGGCCUACUUCGUCUUUUAUUUUCUGUUCACUCUUGGCUUGAUCAUUAGAAAGAGCUUGGUCCUGUCAUAUCCUGUUGAUGCUCUGGUCUGUGAUGUCAGUCUGCUGUUCCUCCUGGCUGCUCUGGAGUUCCUCCAUUUCUUCUUUGGAGUGAAGGGCAACCUGACGGAGUGUGCAAACUAUAUUCUGGCCAACCUCAUUGUGUUGGGGGCAACUAUCCUGCUGACGGUCUACUUCCUGGUGUGGCAGACGUAUGUGAUGGGGGCAGACGUAAUCAUCAGCAGUGUCUUACUCAUAGUCUAUGGCUUAGAUGGAGUUCUGGCUUUCAUCACUUUAGCCCGACUGGCCAGUUUCUAUUCAUGAAGAAGAGUUCACUUCAUCAUCACGUUGUAUGGAUGUUGGACUGUUAUUUAUAUAUACAUAUUACUACUAAUUACUAUAAUAUUUAAAAUGAGGGGGAUUUUUGUUAAAGGUUCAUCUGUGCUGCGAGGAUCUGUCAGGGAUCUCACUUUGGUGCCCUCAUAUAUAUAUAUAUAUAUAGAAAUAUAGAUAUAUAUCUCUCUAUAUAUAUAUAUGUGUGUAUGUAUGUGUAUGUAUAUGUAUGUAUGUAUAUAUAUAUAUAUAUAUAUGAUUGAUUAAGAUUUCAAUAGUGACCUCUGAAUUUUCUUUUGUAUAUGUAUUACGUGUCAAAGAUAAAAUCUAUAUUUGUGUGACUAUUUAUA
This is a messenger RNA of Micropterus dolomieu (smallmouth bass), 1190 nucleotides long. RefSeq names its product transmembrane protein 80-like. Gene Ontology annotation, biological process: non-motile cilium assembly. The coding region runs from base 391 to 831 and encodes 146 amino acids. Gene Ontology annotation, cellular component: ciliary transition zone. NCBI's taxonomy places the organism in Eukaryota, Metazoa, Chordata, Actinopteri, Centrarchiformes, Centrarchidae. The record is from RefSeq and is a predicted model, not a curated record. The transcript is spliced from 6 exons.